GAGAUUCUGGGUCCAAUGGUUGCAGGUGUAUAUGAACCACAAGGAAUUGAUGUCCCAGAGCCUAUCCAAACUGUCUGUACCAAAUGGGGUACUGAUCCUUUCAGCUUAGGUUCUUACUCUAAUGUCGCAGUCGGGGCAUCAGGAGAUGACUAUGAUAUCUUAGCAGAGAAUGUAGGAGAUGGGAAAGUUUUCUUUGCAGGAGAGGCAACUACUAGGCGCUACCCUGUAACUAUGCAUGGAGCCUUUCUGAGUGGGCUAAGAGAAGCUGCCAAUAUGGCUCACUAUGCUACUGCCAGAGCCUUAAACAAAAAGUGGAAAAGAGUCCAUCAAAAAAUGCACACUCUUGUGCUUCCCUUCUUACAGAUUUAUUCAGAGAACCUGAUUUGGAAUUUGGGAGUUUUUUUGUAAUUUUUGGUAGCAACGCUGCAGAUUCGUAGUCUACAACAGUUUUAAGGGUGACAUUUAGUGGCCCAUGAAAGAAAAAGCAUGAAGGUCCAAAGACAGAUCAAUCGUACUCUAAUAAAUUACUUUUUCAGCAGCUUCAGUCCCAUUUUAAUCAGUGGCGGGAGUUUCAUGUUUACACUUUGUUAUCAAGACAACAGGUGCUUGAGCUGAGGAAAGUAAGAGGGGGUGAUGAGAUGAGGUUGAACUACCUUUCCGAAAAGCUUGGAGUGAAGCUAAUUGGGAGAAAAGGUCUAGGGCCUACUGCAGAUUCAGUUAUUGCUUCUAUUAAGGCCGAGAGGGCCAAUCACAAGUCUUCUUCGACAUCUUUGACUCGUAAAUCUGGGAUAUCCAAGCCAAAAUCAGCUACUUCAAAGCAAAAAUUGGUUAGGAAGGCUAAAGUAAUGCGCUUCAAUAAUGAGUCUACCCCUCAGAAAUUAGGUGGGGGAGCUCUGGUGGUGGGGAAUGGCAUUGGGUCUCUCUCUUCCCCAAAUCAAAACUUGGGCUCUAAAAUAGUUGGAAAUAGGUCUAGCUCUACCCCUUCUGUGAAUACACUUGUGGGUGGUUUACAUGGCUCACUUUCUCCUCCCAAUUUAAAUACGACAAAUGGUAAAAUGGCAGAACAAAUGUAGGAACAAUUGUAGAGAAAACGUUGCAACUAGUUACUUGAUUGAGCGCAAUUCUAGCUUUUUUGUGUCAGGUAAUUUGAAAUUUACUUGAAAUGCUCAGUUCAUAUUUGAUGCAUAUGAAAGUCAAAUGCAAAUUUACUUCUUCAUGUCGUGGUUUACUAGGGGGAUUUUAACCAAGUAAAUUGUGAUGUAAGAGUACCCAAGCUUAAGUUUACUUGGUCAUAUUUAUAGAGUAUCCUCUGUGUGCAUACAUGUGUAUUUGUGUACGAGUGUAUGUUUGUUUUAUUUUAUUUCAUCUUAUUUAAAUUUGUGGUAUAGAUUACAGUAACGGGGAUCUUCCAUUCUCUGAAACAUUUACGUGUGUUGAAAAACCUUAUACUUUUUUAGCAUAAAUUUUUCCAAUAGGAGUGGUCUUUAAAUAUUGAUUGUUACUUUCUGGUGGAAGUUGGCAGUUCCACCUCUUUUAGUUUUUCCAUUUUGGAAGACAUAUUCAUCCUUUAGGUGCUAUAAGAACAACCAAAACUAUUCCUUUUUAUUUAAUUUUCCAACAUACAAUCAGUACAAAUAAAACUACACCUUUUGAUUUGAAAUAUUUAAAAUGCUACUUAAAAAGGGGGUAGUUGUAAAACAGAGACUCACUCCAUUUAAUUUGUACACAGCUACUUAGAAUUGUGUCUUAUUCUAUCUGACAUGGAAAAUAAUGCCCAUAGUCCGGAAGUUAAAUUGGGUAAUAAGACAAAAGUUUAUAGAGGCCCUUAAAUUCAUAUCCUUUCCCUGGUUAUUGGUUUCUAAGUUAAUUAUGUUGCGACUGUUUGAAUAAAAAGUUAUCCCACACUAAUUUAUAUAUGCAAAUUUAUUUUAGAUUUUGUUUGUUUAUAUCUUUCAAGUUUCAAAGAUAGUGCUUGUGUGUUGCUCUUGUUCUGCCCAUGUCAUGUUCUGAUCUAUAUACAGGUUUGUGUUCAUUAUAAAUAUGUUUGUGGUU
Molecule: messenger RNA, 2052 nt
Organism: Camellia sinensis
Lineage: Eukaryota; Viridiplantae; Streptophyta; Magnoliopsida; Ericales; Theaceae
Source: RefSeq, a predicted model, not a curated record